Molecule: messenger RNA, 2019 nt
Organism: Brienomyrus brachyistius
Lineage: Eukaryota; Metazoa; Chordata; Actinopteri; Osteoglossiformes; Mormyridae
Gene: eme2
Product: probable crossover junction endonuclease EME2
Exons: 8
Coding region: 446-1774 (442 amino acids)
Biological process (GO): mitotic intra-S DNA damage checkpoint signaling; resolution of meiotic recombination intermediates; replication fork processing
Cellular component (GO): nucleus; Holliday junction resolvase complex
Molecular function (GO): nuclease activity; DNA binding
Source: RefSeq, a predicted model, not a curated record
UUCCUUCCGUGUGGCUUGAUUUACCGUGUUCUUUUAGUUCCGGAUUCUGCAAACAAUGACUUUCUGCUGUGUCUAGAUGAUAUGAAGUUCAAGGACGUCUUUACAUAUACAUAGUUUAGGUAGUUUCGUGUGUAGUGUAGACUCUUUAUUUAAAGUUUGACUCGGCAUAAUUACCGUCCAUUUCUCAAAAAUCUACAUUUUUAUUGGAUGUUUUGGUUGGAAACCCUGCAGCUAAUGGUUAGCAAGCGGUGUGUUUUUAGAAGCCACAUAUAUUUGGUCAUUGACAACUAGACGUUAAAGACUAGGGAAAUUGCAUUUACAUAUUUACAAAUUAAAUAUUUAUACGAAAUCAUGAAUAUCAGACAGACAUAAUCCUUUGAUUUAACGUUACUGUAACCGAAAUUCUCAAAACAAUUAUGCAUUUGAGAUUUUUGGUAAUAAUAAUAUGUCCCGUCUCAAGAGAGCAAAAACAUGGGAAAUAUCUGAGUCAGAAGACGAAAGUGACUCCAACUUUAGAUCCCUCAUCACAUGUGACGCUGCCCGUAAAGAUGAUAUAGCACCCAGUUUCCAAUUUGCCGGUGAGAAUGACGCUGACCAGAAAGAUGUCCGCUUGGAGGCUUCCCAGGCAUCUUUAGAUGCUGAUAAAGAAGACUCCAGAUGCGGAGAGUCCUUAUCGGCUCCCCCGGCCGCUGCCACCAGAACCUCAAGUCCGGAGAAAAGACGGCGCCGAGCAAAGCAGCAGAUCGAGGGGGAAAGAGUCAUUUCUGAACAGAAAAAAGAAGCCAGAGAGAAACUCAGGGAGGAAAGAGCCAAACAGAAAGAAACGAAAAAGUUGGAACAGAAGCAACGAAAAGAAGCUGCCGAUCGCUUUAAAAGUUACCGACCGGAGAACUGCCUCAAACGCAUGACUGUAUGUGUAGAUCCAGUGUUAUUACAGGAUGAGGGAUCAGACAUUCUUCUUGGAACUCUGAGAGCAAUGGAGUGGAGGAGCAGCAUUGAGGAACAACAGCUUGCACAUUGCAUCACUUGGAAUAGGGAAUUGCCAGAGGGUGAAGAUGGUGUGAGCAUAAUUCAGGAGGAGCAGAUUCUGAUGGUGCUGCAGUUGAAUGAAUUUAUGGACAUGUUGAGCUCUAUCAAGGAGAUUCUGCAAGAGAACAUCAAGCAAGUAGAGUGCAAGUCUUUAUUCAACAAACUCUCUCAGUAUCUCAACAAAUAUGCAGGGAAAAUUGUUACCCUGGCAGUGAUUGGCUUAAGCAGCUGGGCUCUCUGGGAAGAGAAGAGGAGUGGGGGACUGAGAGACUUGGACUUAGAGGAAGCACUGGUGUUCCUGCAGCUCUCUAGGAACACCUCUGUCAUCUUCUUGGAGAGCUGGCAGGACCUCGCCGACCACGUGUGUGCCGUCACCAAGGCCCUGUCCAAACGUCCCAUGAAACUGCUGACAGAGGUCCCCGACCUGCCAUUCUGUGUGGAUGGCUCGUGGGCCAGCGGGGUACGGGUCCAAAAGGACGGAACAGGACUUUUGCCGGUGUGGAGCAGGCAAAUUCAGCAGCUGAAUCGUGUCAGCCCCGCUGUUGCUGCAGCCAUUUCCUCUGCAUUCCCUUCACCGCAGCUACUGCUGCAGGCAUACAAGGACACCUCUGAGGGGGACCAGAAGAGCGUCCUGGCAGACCUCCCAGUCACUAGUGGGGAGAGGCAGCGUCGGGUGGGUCCUGAGAUCUCCAGCAGGGUGUACCGCUUUCUCACGGCCCACAAUCCCCAGCUCGUGCUGGAUUGAGGGGGUCACCUGAGGAUAAGGGUAUUCCCAGCCUGGUCUCAACGUCUACCUCUGUAAGUUAACCAGACUGGCUGUAUUCCAGAAAUGACUAACAAGUCACUUUUUGGGCUUGAUUAGAGUCACUUACACUAACCCUAUUACCACAGGAAGGAUUUCCAUGCUUGUUUUUGCGAAUAAAUGUCAAUAACUGUCCGACGGGCUUUUUCUAGACAAGAAUAAUGUAUAAUAAAGAUGCACCGAGAUGA